This is a messenger RNA of Musa acuminata subsp. malaccensis (wild Malaysian banana), 1410 nucleotides long. NCBI's taxonomy places the organism in Eukaryota, Viridiplantae, Streptophyta, Magnoliopsida, Zingiberales, Musaceae. The record is from RefSeq and is a predicted model, not a curated record.
GCUCGUAAGAACCAAAGAGACCAAAGUGAAAACCGAGAAGCGUUCAUCUGAUGCAUACAGCAACUCUGAUGUCUGGCUCUGUUGUCUGGGUUGUAUCGCCCAAGGAGAGCAUCAGGUGCUCGUUGCUGAACCAGUUCAUAGAGGUGAAGAGGCGGAGCUGGAGGAGAAGCAGCGUGGCGUGGAGCUUUUCUCGGCCGGCGCCCACCUCAGGGCACUCGGUGCCCGCCAGCCUGGUCGUGACGCCGCCGAGGACCUCCGAGGAGCUGGUCUACGAGGUGGUCCUCAGGCAGGCGGCGCUGGUGGGCGAGACGAAGAGGAAGAGGCCGGCGACGGUGCAGCUCCCGCCGGUUCCUCUGCGAGGGGACCUCCUUUACGAGGCGUACGAGCGGUGCGGCGAGGUCUGCGCUGAGUAUGCCAAGAAUUUCUACUUGGGAACAUUGCUUAUGACUCCAGAGAGGAGAAGGGCUAUUUGGGCAAUCGAUGUGUGGUGCAGAAGAACUGACGAACUUGUCGAUGGACCCAAUGCUUCCCACAUGACACCCACUGCUCUGGAUCGGUGGCAGCACAGAUUGGAAGAUCUAUUCAAUGGCCGCCCAUACGAUAUGUAUGAUGCGGCUCUGUCAGACACAGUAUCGAAGUUCCCAGUGGACAUUCAGCCCUUCAAGGCCAUGGUAGAUGGAAUGAGAAUGGACCUGUGGAAAUCAAGAUACAACAACUUCGAUGAGCUCUAUCUCUACUGCUACUAUGUAGCUGGCACAGUGGGGCUGAUGAGUGUGCCAGUGAUGGGGAUUGCCCCAGAUUCGAAGGCCUCGACCGAGAGCGUCUACAACGCAGCCUUGGCUCUUGGCAUUGCCAAUCAGCUAACCAACAUACUAAGGGAUGUUGGAGAAGAUGCUAGGAGGGGGAGAAUCUACCUUCCGCAGGAUGAAUUGGCACAAGCUGGUCUAUCAGAUGAUGACAUCUUCAAAGGAAGAGUGACAGACAAAUGGAGGAGCUUCAUGAAGGGACAGAUUAGGCGAGCCAGGAUGUUCUUUGAGGAGGCCGAGAAGGGCAUAUACGAGCUGAAUUCAGCUAGCAGAUGGCCGGUUUUGGCUUCUCUGCUGCUAUAUCGACAGAUCCUUGACGCCAUCGAAGCAAAUGACUACAACAACUUCACAAGGCGUGCAUAUGUAGGAAUAGCAAAGAAACUGGCUUCAUUGCCCAUAGCAUAUGCCAGGGCACUUCGGGGCCCUUCCAGGUUUACAGGAGCAACAAGGACAUAAUGUUCACUUCCUCUCUCUACUCCCUCAGCACAAAGAUGUAUUUUUGUGUCACCAUUUUACUUGUGGUGAAAUCAAACAACUCCCAUCAUUUUUGUUUCUUUUGUACUUGAUUGGUUCUGAAUCCAUAUCAUAGUAGCUGUCAAUCUCA